Penicillium brevicompactum is the source of this 810-nucleotide messenger RNA. RefSeq lists its product as uncharacterized. NCBI's taxonomy places the organism in Eukaryota, Fungi, Ascomycota, Eurotiomycetes, Eurotiales, Aspergillaceae. Bases 1 to 810 code for a protein of 269 amino acids. The transcript has a single exon. The record is from RefSeq and is a predicted model, not a curated record.
AUGCCGAAGCCGUCUCGAGAUCCUGGUUCAUGCGCGAAUGGAACGAUUCCAGAAGACAGAAAAGGCGGCUAUGAACGAUUCUACAAGGCUUUGACAGCGCAAUGGGUGGCCAAUGAAAAGCUCUGGAGAGUCAGAAGUCAGGUUUGGCCGAAUGCCCAAGAAUUUGACGACGCAUUUGACUCUACCUUGAGACAGUGGACAAAUAACCCGGCCAGGCCCAUCAAAGAGAAAUUAGAUAUCGUUGAGAUAGUCGACUUCAUAUGGGGGUUUGCUGGACGAAAAACUUUCCAUGUCGCUGAUAUCCACUCUUGGCUGGAAGGUGAAGACGAUCUGGUCAGAGACCAAUAUAUCGACCAGAACGAAAGUGAAGUUGGGGAUUGGGGCUUCUUUGUACGAAGCGUUAUCCAAUUCCUGAGGCCUCCGCAAAUUAUCCAAUUGGUUCUUUCCUCUUGGUAUCCAUCGAGUUGGAACUACGAUCGAUCGGGAUUUCUUCGACAUCUAGGGUUUUUUGACACCUGGGACGGUGUACUCGUGAAUAAUCAAGACUCUCCAAUGUCCGACAACUGGGUUCCCUUGGACAUAGUGGACGAUGAUGUGGGGAAUUCCUUUGCGCACAUGGACAAUGCUAAGGAGGUUGGGAGGAAAUGGGAGAAGUAUAGGGAAGUUCUGUGGCCAAAGGAGAGAAAGGGAAAGUUGUUUCUUCAAACUAUGGCCGAGCGAGAGAUUUUGCGUAAAAUUUCGGAUAGCUCUGAGUUUGAUGAGGCAGAAACCACACCGGAAACACAAUCUUCUUCCGUUUGCUCACCUUAA